Messenger RNA from Syngnathoides biaculeatus (alligator pipefish), 1336 nucleotides. It is a transcript of the gene asb5a, whose product is annotated as ankyrin repeat and SOCS box containing 5a. Gene Ontology annotation, biological process: positive regulation of protein catabolic process; protein ubiquitination; intracellular signal transduction. The record is from RefSeq and is a predicted model, not a curated record. Gene Ontology annotation, molecular function: protein binding. The coding region runs from base 45 to 1088 and encodes 347 amino acids. The transcript has 7 exons. Lineage: Eukaryota; Metazoa; Chordata; Actinopteri; Syngnathiformes; Syngnathidae.
UCUACCAGCGGGUCCCGCCUUCCGCCGUCACAGUCGCCGAGGAAAUGUCCGACGCAUCGCAGCAGCAGCAGCAGCAGCAGCAGCAGCAGCUGGCCGGCGGCGGCUCCUCCGCGGACAACAAACCCUUCGCGGCCCAGUUGUCCAACGUCUACCUCAGCAUCCUGGCGCUCUUCUGCUUCAAGCUCUUCGUCAAGAUCUCCCUCAACCUGCUCACCUACUUCUACAUCGUCCGCGGCAACCGCAAGGAGGCCGCCAGGAUAUCGGCCGAGUUCUACGACUACACCCAGCAGCGCGGUUCCUGGACGGACCGCUCGCCGCUCCACGACGCCGCCAGUCAGGGUCGCCUCCUCGCCCUCAGGACGCUCAUUGUGCAGGGCCACAACGUAAACAGCGUGACCCUGGACCAGGUGACCCCCCUCCACGAAGCCUGCCUCGGAGACCACGCACCCUGCGCCAGAGCCCUUGUCGACGCCGGCGCCGACGUCGACGCCCCAACGGUUGAGGGCAACACGCCGCUGGUGAACGCCUGCGCGGUGGGCAGCGUGGCGUGCGCCGAAGUCCUGCUGGAAAACGGCGCCAGAGCUCAGAGCCUCGCGCACCAGCCGUCGCCCAUCCACGAGGCCACCAGCAGAGGUCAUUCCGGCUGCGUGGAGGUUCUGCUGACGUGGGGCGCGGAUGUGGACGCGGACCUCCCCCACUUUGGCACGCCCCUCUACACGGCCUGCGUCUGUCAGGAGUUGGAAUGCGCCAGGAAGCUCCUGAGGGAAGGCGCUAACGUCCAGAAAGGCAAAUCUCUGGAGUCGCCUUUGCACGCGGCGGCAGAGAAAGAUUGCACGGCGGUGGUGAAGCUGCUGCUGGACUUCGGCGCCGACAUCAACGCCCGGAACGGGGAGUGUCGGCGGCCCGUGGACGUGGCCCCGCCCGGCACCUUGACGGAAAGCUUCUUGCUCCUCUACGAAGCCACGCCGCGACUGCUGAGUCAGCUGUGUCGCCAGUGUAUCAGAAAGUGUGUCGGCAGGGAUCGGCUACACCUCCUUAGCCAUCUGCCCCUGCCCGGGCGGAUCCGGAACUUCCUGCAGUACCAAUGACAAUGACCACUUUUUUAAUAGGUUGUACACAAAUAGCCACUCGAGUUAAAUCUUUUGUCAGCUGCCUGUUUCCCGUAAUAUAUGUGGGGAAGCGAGCCAAUACAUAACUCGUCCUACGUUGUGAAUGUUCGCACGGGCGGCUGCCGGUUAUACGGAUCGGCUCUAUAAAUAUCCGGGAGAAAAUGCACUUUGAAAAUAUUUUUUUAUUUUAUUUUUUUCAAGUCUAUUUUUGCAUUGUAGACUGUUAC